CUUACGAUCUUUGCAACGAUCUCUCUCUUUCUCUCUUUCUUCCUGCUCCUAAUUAACCAAAGAAUAAUCCGACUUGUACUUUAUUCACAGUUUUGGGCUGCUUACGUGCCGUGCGAGUCGCAGCAUCUCAACGCGGUCCAGCUGACUCUGGAGCAGGUGGACCUCAUUAAGAGGCUCAUAGAGAAGUACUCGCAACACAUGCAGUUCGCUGCGUCUUCAACGGAGAUCCUGGAUGCUCACGAGAGAGGGAGGAUAGCUUCGCUAAUCGGGGUGGAGGGUGGACAUAGUCUAGGAAGUAGUUUAGCCGUUUUAAGAACACUGUAUCAGUUGGGCGUACGGUAUCUCACGCUCACGCACACUUGUAACACACCGUGGGCGAAAAGUUCGUCGGUAGAGGACGAGGAUGAGGAUGGAGGCGGUCUAACGGCAUUCGGAAAAGCAGUAGUUCAGGAAAUGAAUAGGCUGGGAAUGUUGAUAGACCUUAGUCAUACAGCGAGGGCAACCAUGAGGGACGCUUUAAGGGCCAGCAAAGCGCCCGUCAUUUUUUCUCAUUCGUCGGCCUUCGCCAUUUGUAAUUCCUCGAGGAACGUUCCCGACGACAUUUUGAAGCAGCUGGCUGCUAACGGUGGACUGGUGAUGGUGACGUUUUAUAAUUACUUCGUGAAAUGCGGCUCUCAGGCAACCGUAUCCGACGUCGCCGAGCAUAUUUACUACAUUAGAAACCUAAUUGGCGUGGACCAUAUUGGUGUCGGUGGCGACUUCGAUGGUAUUAACAAAACGCCCAGAGGACUCGAGGAUGUCUCGAAGUAUCCGGAACUGUUCGCCGAACUUCUCCGAAGUGGGAAAUGGAACGUGUACGAUUUGAAGAAAGUUGCCGGUCUGAACCUGCUGAGAGUCCUUCAAAAGGUGGAAAAAGUGAGGGACGACCUGAGAACCGCCGGGAUGACGCCAUCCGAAGAAUACCUCCAGGAUUCUCCCGACACGACCGGCAGCUGUGCACUUGAUAUCAACUCGGUGCAGACGGUCAUGGAGAUUUGAUUGUUCUAUCAAUAUCCUCUGUUUCUCGAUGGUGUGUAAAUCACUUCUCUACGAGCACCCUGCCGUCCUAUGCUCGACAAAACGGACAGAAUCGCGUCGAAGUCGGGGAAAUCUUAGCAGAACGAUCGAUUCAAGAGGAGAAGAUGCUUCUCGUUGCUUGAUUCUUGCCCGCUUACAAAAUCUGUCCCUUUUUAGAUGCUCAAUCAAGAUAUAACAUUGAACGAGAGAGAAAAGAAAUAUGAUGGAAAACCUACCUCGAAACGAAAUGCACAGCUUCCGAUAUGUCUAAUUUGCUCGGCCGUAGGUUACUUUUCGUUUGAAAAGCACAAAACGCGAUGCGAUUACUUUUUAAACGGGCCUUCCUUGAAACCGUUUGAUUCACCGCCGUUUAUAAUUAUUCGAACGAUUGAGAAAAUAUGACGAUCGUAUUUUUAUUACAGAAUUUAUUUUAGUAUCGUUAAGAUUAAAGUAACCGUUAAGCUUCAUGAAAUCCAUAAUCUAAAUUACGAAUGUACUUGUCAAUAAUAAUUUAAGGCUUACGUUUUAAGUAGGUAAAAACUGAUUGUGAGAUCACCUGUAUUUUGAACACUUGUAACAAUCAUAUUUUGGUAUCUCGUACAUACGUUUCAGAACAGACAUGUCCAAGGCAACAAUGCUAUUUUUAAUAGGAGUAAUAACGACGCAUUGUAACAUUUAUUAUAAAGAAACACGUGUAUUCUAAUAUACAGUCUCUGAAUAAAGCUGAAACACAUUUUUCUCCAUUUCAUAUUUUUAUGGUACAGAAAGUGUUGAUUCAAAGAAAUGUGUAUAUCAUUGAGAAUUUUCAUUGUCGUUCGAAGAGUUAUAGAGCUGUAGAGCACUGUCGUUCAAGUGAAUUUUAUUAAAUAUCAGAAUAAAUCCUCCAAUUUGUUGUCGUAUAUAUAUAUGUAUAUUAUAAAUUUAAUUUCAAAUCAGUUGUGAUUAACAGGAUCAUGUUUCUAGAUAAUGUUUUUGUCGUAUUACAAGUACCAAACUUUAUGAAAUUGCUGCAAAAAAUGAUUAGCCAAGCAAAACGAUCAAUCGUGCGUAAAUCAGUACAUAAAAGGAGCAAAUAAAGAGAACAUACUGUGACAAUAUAGAGAUCUUUUCUAAACUGUGUCACUCUUGUAUUGUAAAAAAAAAAAAAAAGUAUUAUGUGUGAACCCGGCUGUGUACCUUCAUAUGUCUUCCCCUCUUCGUUGCACAAAAAAUACGUGCACUUUAGCGUUAAAAAUUUGAAAACUCGAAGUGAGCAAACCCGCAUCUGAAAGAAUUACGGGUUUAUUUGAAAAAUAUAAUCGUUGAAAAAAAAAAAGAAACUUUCAGAAGAAAAACAUAUCUGUUUUAAAGAUAAAGAGGAAACGUAAACAAGAAACACCGUAUUUGCAAAAUAAAUUUUGCUAUUAGUGUUAUAGAGAGAAGAAUACUGUUAAAAAAAAAAGAAAAUGCUUUUCACGAAAUAAAAGAUAUUUGAAUAAGAUAAAAAUUGCUCACAGAAAAUAUUGUCGAUAGAGUUCGAACGUGUGUGCGUGUUUGUCAACGUGUUAUACCGGAUGUAAUCUAUCAUUUAUACGCAUCCAAAAUUUCUUCGACAAAAGCAUCAUCUAAUAUCUUUGACGACUCACUGGAAAUUUCUGGGGAAAUUCUUUGAUAAGAAUUCACUCCUGCGACUUUCAUAUGUCACCAUUCACCUAUCUGUGUCCUGUGUGCACUUACUAUGUGAUUCAUGCGAGUUAAAUCUUCAAAAAAAAAAAAGAACUUAAUAUCGGAUGAUAAACGAAAAAUGAAGAUAACUUGUAUGGAUUAUACCUCACUCCCAUACAGGGAGUAGGUAAGAAACUUUAGAAUAUCAAAAAUUCCGUUGUACCUUCGCAGCGGAUUCUAUGAAUAAAUGUUUCUAUUGUAUA
This is a messenger RNA of Frieseomelitta varia, 2963 nucleotides long. Its product is annotated as dipeptidase 1-like. Gene Ontology annotation, biological process: proteolysis. The annotation marks the transcript as partial. Gene Ontology annotation, molecular function: metallodipeptidase activity. Lineage: Eukaryota; Metazoa; Arthropoda; Insecta; Hymenoptera; Apidae. The record is from RefSeq and is a predicted model, not a curated record. The transcript has 6 exons.